Eremomyces bilateralis CBS 781.70 is the source of this 1810-nucleotide messenger RNA. RefSeq lists its product as uncharacterized. The transcript is spliced from 6 exons. The record is from RefSeq and is a predicted model, not a curated record. Gene Ontology annotation, molecular function: oxidoreductase activity, acting on the aldehyde or oxo group of donors, NAD or NADP as acceptor. The coding region runs from base 1 to 1479 and encodes 492 amino acids. NCBI's taxonomy places the organism in Eukaryota, Fungi, Ascomycota, Dothideomycetes, Eremomycetales, Eremomycetaceae.
AUGGCUGCAGAUAUUGACCGAGUCUGCGCUGCAGCAGUAGACGGCCGUCUAAGAAACCCAAUUUGGCGCAAAGAACAGCUCUUCCAACUCCAUCAAGCAUUUGCCAAAGAUGCAGACAAGAUACAGGCUGCAAUUUUGCAAGACUCACACGGUUCAGUGGCCGAAGUAGCAGUCGAACUUCGCCUCGCAUUGGACGCGUUAAAGAAAUGCUACCUGUCACUCGACCUCGACAAAGAACUAGAGAUGGAAUACCGAAUAGCUAAGGGAUUGGACGACCAAGAUCGAAGCGACUGCCCAGGCCUCGUAUACAUUGAACCUACGCCGCAUACUAUGUUUUUUUCUGUGGUAGCAGCACUUGCUCCUGCAAUAGCAGCAGGAAACUGCGUCAUUCUACUACUCGAAAACACAAUGAGAGCGGUGCCUACACUACUUCGCACGAUGCUGCCUCCUGCACUGGAUUCUGACAUUUUCUCCAUUGCCCGAACCAAAGUGGCCGAUCCGGACGUGCUGAGCAAGUGUACUCAAGUCCUCCAGAAUGGCAUCGAUGCGGUAUCGACCGUCUUUCACCUCGUCUCCCAACCCAAUGGGCUCGUGGUUGCAGUUGUAGAUCGGACGGCAGACAUCACGCAAGCCGCCCAAGCUUUGGUCAUGGCUCGCUUUGCGUACGGGAGCGCCUCUCCGUACGCGCCAGGGCUUGUUCUUGUGCACGAAACUGUGAAGAAACAAUUUUUGCUGGAGACCAUGAAACACUCAAUCAGAAUGCUGCCGGAGCACAGCCUUGCGUCAGGCAAGCAACGCAAUCAGUUCUCCAACGGAGACCCAGCGGGAAAUUUGCACAGUGGCCAAGACAAAGAUGGAGUCCGAAUCAUCUUUCCGAGCUCGGCUGCGGCCAUAGUCGAAGUGGAGAAUAGGGACUCUUCUCUUGCGCAGAAACUGAGCGAACAAUGCCUCUGCGUCUGUUCAAUCACGAGCUUAGAUGACGCAAUCGACUUUUCGAAUCGGUAUGUGUUGAGUGAAUCACCAAUAGCAUGUUUCGCUUUUGCGUCAGCUCAAGCCGCAAAAUAUAUAUGCCAAUAUGUCAGAUCUGACAUUGGUUUCGUCAACCACAUCCCUUUUGAGCUCUUGGUUGGUCCCGCUGCCCCCAUCAACCGUCCAUUCUCCCUCGAGAGUCGAUACUGCCCCUCCUUCUUCAGUAAACCUACUCCUCGCUUCGUCAAAUCUAGCGCACAGUCCAUACUGUUCCAAGCAGCGGUACUAGAAAGCAAUGAAGUCGCAAUAUCUCGAAUUUUAGAAGGGGCCGUCGAGAAGUUACCCGAGCCGAAGCGACCGAAGCGGCUGAUCCCACGUGGAUUUUUCGAAGAAGGCGUCCGAACCGGGGCCAUUGUUGUAUUCUCGCCGCUGUUAAUAUCAAUGACUGCGGCGGGUUACUUCGGAGCCAAAGCACUGUACUAUCGAGUUCUGCAGUACCCCCGCAUUUAAUAGUCGUUACGUUUGGCAUGGUAGGGACCUUGUUGCACUUCUACCAGGAAGAUACGACAGACGAAUGUUGCAAACAUCUUUCAUCUCAAUUAGGAAUUGUUCCUGGUAGUGAUGUCCUCCAAAGGUGCCAUACGGCGUUGAAUGAGGACGGGAUAAAUACGUCGGAGGUUGGAGAUUUCACACUGGUCGUCGUUACAAACACCGCGCCGAUGGGUCGAAGUCCUUCAUAUUACAUAUAUCGCUAGUUUCCCUACGUAAUAGUCCAUUUAUUCGACUACAAUGGCGGAUUCAUGAAAUUGAAUGGGUUAAAAUCCAGAUACCGAUAGCCGAC